GUGGUGUUUUACGAGUGCUCCUAGCUGCGCUGUGUCAGGGAAGUGCCUUUCUGCAGCCUCCUCUUAAAAAUAAAAAGCUGAAAAAAUAAGCUGAAAGAAGACGCCUUAGGAACCGAACUCAAUGCGAACUCUUUUUAGGGUCUCGGGGCACAGUGACACUAAUCGAAGCCCGAGCGCAGAGCACGAACCAGCAACUCACAAAUUGAAGCCGCGCAACCCUGACGAGAGCCGGAAACCCGCCCGGGUGCGAAGGGGGGAGGGAGCAGAGGGAGCUGCGCAUGCGCCGCCCUACGGCCGCCAUUCAGCUGUUGGGCGGCACGCGACCCCCCGCCCUCGCGCGCUCCGUGUGACGUCGGCCGCCGCGCUUCGCUUCCAGCCAGCUCUCCCGCUGCCCCCGAGCCCCAACCCCGCCGCGGUUAUGGAGGCUGCGGCUGCAGGGAUCAGUUCCAUCUUCAUGUGUAAGCUUUGUAACUUAUUUUCACCAAAUCAGUCAGAACUAUUGUCUCACGUCUCUGCGAAGCACACAGAAGAAGGGACUAAUGUGGACGACAUCAUUAUUCCACUCCAGCCUCUAACAGCGCCGACAGACAUAAACAGAAAUGGAGAAGAGCUUCUUGCAGUGAAAAAGAAAAGGGGCAGGCCAAAAGGGUCUACUAAGAAGUUAUGUGUGGAUGAAGACGUUGCAGAAAAUAACUCUGUUCAGAAUGAAGAAGCUCAGCCUGGGACAGAAGAAGGACCAGAAGUGGCUGAAGUCUCACCAGGCAGCUUGGAAUGUAGGAAAUGCAAUCGGAAGUUCUCUAACACACGUCAGCUGAGGAAACAUAUCUGCAUUAUUGUUUUAAAUGAAGGAGAAGAAGAAGGAGAUGGAGGUAAUGAUUCUGACGUUGACCUUGACAGGAAGGAAGAUGAGCGAGAAAAAACUCCAAAGAGGCCCAGAGUACAGAAAACAGAGAAAACUCCAUCAACUAAGGAGACUGAACAGGUUCCAGGAGCUAAAAAUCCUAUAAUAAGUGUGGUUUUGACAGCCCAUGAAGCUAUUCCAGGAGCCACAAAAAUUGUUCCAGUUGAGGCUGCUCCCCAAGAAAGUGAACCCACUACUCCAGAAACAGUGGUUCAAGACCCAUCACAACGAAGAGGAUAUCAAGAAUAUGCAAUUCAGCAAACUCCAUAUGAACAGACAAUGAAAUCAAGCAGGUUGGGUCCAACUCAGCUGAAGAUCUUUACGUGUGAAUACUGCAACAAGGUGUUCAAAUUUAAACACUCCCUUCAAGCACAUUUGAGGAUUCAUACAAAUGAAAAACCUUACAAGUGUUCAUACUGCAAUUAUGCCAGUGCAAUCAAAGCCAACCUUAAUGUUCACAUGCGGAAACAUACAGGGGAGAAGUUUAGCUGUGACUAUUGUACAUUCACAUGUCUCAGCAAAGGCCAUCUUAAAGUCCAUAUUGAAAGAGUUCACAAGAAAAUUAAGCAACAUUGUCGCUUCUGCAAAAAGAAAUACUCAGAUGUUAAAAACUUGAUCAAGCAUAUCAAGGAAACACAUGACCUUCAAGACAAGAAGGUGAAAGAUGUUUUUGAUGAGCUUCGCUUGAUGACACGAGAGGGCAAAAGACAACUUCUUUAUGACUGCCAUAUUUGUGAACGCAAAUUUAAAAAUGAACUCGAUCGAGACCGUCAUAUGCUUGUCCAUGGUGAUGAAAGGCCCUUUGCUUGUGAGCUCUGUGGUCAUGGAGCCACUAAAUACCAAGCUCUUGAGCUUCACGUUCGCAAACACCCAUUUGUCUAUGUGUGUUCUGUGUGCCUGAUGAAAUUUGUCAGUUCUGUAAGACUCCGUGCUCACAUAAAAGAAGCACAUGCAGAUUUGCAGGAAAAUUCUGUUUUUAACAGUUCCAUCAAUCAAAGUUUCUGCCUGCUUGAGCCAGGGGGUGAUAUACAGCCAGAAGCACUUGGUGAACAGCUAUCGCAAACUGCACAUGAAUUAAUUGUCAUGAGUACUAAUGCUGUUAACACACCAUCUACUUGCACAGAUGAAUCAGUAGCUGCAGAUGUAAACCAUAAUGAUCAGCAUAAUGGUGACUUAAAAACUAAUACCGUUCCUUCCUUAGAAUGUGAAAAUACUCUGGUAGAGAACGUAAGAGAGACUGUCUGCGAGGCAUCAACAGACACAGCAGUCACAAACGUUCAAUCCUGUGUACUGUCAGAUUGCUUUCUGCUGAAAAAUGGUACCUCUGCUCCUGAUGAGUUAAAAGAUUCUGCUGCAAAUGGAGAGGAAUGUAAUCACUGCAGUUCUGUAAAUGAACAGGGUGAAGAAAUACAACUUUUGCUCUCUGAGGAUGCGAGUUUAAAUGUGAGUCAAAACAGUGCAGUGACUGAGGAUCUUUCAGUUUCUGAAGAGAAAAAUCAGUCUGUUCCUUCUAGUGAGUCAGAAACAAGCAAUCCAUCAGUUCAGAACUCAACAGGAGCCACUGACCCUUUGCUAGCACCAGAUUCUAAUGCAGCCAUCAGUCCACAGGCAGCCUCUUCUAAUGCAGAUAAAUCAGAUAAUCGGAGCGGAGCUGUUGCCUUUAUGCAGAUCUUGGAUAGCUUACAGAAGAGACAAAUGAACACAGAGUUGUGUGAGAGGAUAAGGAAGGUUUAUGGAGAUUUGGAAUGUGAAUAUUGUGGCAAGUUAUUUUGGUACCAAGUGCAUUAUGACAUGCAUGUUCGUACGCACACUCGAGAACAUCUAUAUUAUUGCUCCCAGUGCAGUUACUCUUCCAUCACCAAAAACUGCCUUAAGCGUCACGUCAUUCAAAAACACAGUAAUAUUUUGCUGAAAUGUCCUACGGAACAUUGUGACUACUCUACUCCAGAUAAAUACAAGCUCCAGGCACAUCUUAAAGUUCACUCAGAGCUGGAUAAAAAGAGUUAUUCCUGUCCUGUGUGUGAGAAGUCAUUUUCCGAAGAUCGACUUAUAAAAUCGCACAUCAAGAUAAAUCACCCUGAGGUUUCAAUGAGUACCAUUUCUGAGAUUCUUGGCAGAAGAGUUCAGUUGAAAGGACUUAUCGGAAAACGAGCUGUGAAAUGUCCCUAUUGUGAUUUUUAUUUUAUGAAGAAUGGGUCAGACCUUCAGCGUCACAUUUGGGCUCAUGAAGGUGUCAAACCCUUCAAAUGUUCUCUCUGUGAGUAUGCCACUCGCAGCAAGAGUAACUUGAAAGCACACAUGAAUCGUCACAGCACUGAGAAAACACACCUUUGUGACAUGUGUGGGAAAAAGUUCAAAUCAAAAAGCACUUUGAAGAGCCAUAAACUCCUUCAUACUGCUGAUGGAAAGCAGUUUAAAUGUACAGUAUGUGACUAUACAGCUGCCCAAAAGCCACAACUCCUACGUCAUAUGGAACAACAUGUCUCUUUCAAGCCUUUCCGUUGUGCACACUGCCAUUAUUCCUGCAACAUAUCUGGUUCCCUGAAGAGGCAUUACAACAGAAAGCAUCCUAAUGAAGAGUAUGUAAACGUAGGUUCUGGGGAGCCUGCCGCAGAAGCCCUUAUCCAACAAGGGGGCAUUAAGUGUCCUGUUUGCAGUUUUGUAUAUGGUACAAAAUGGGAGUUCAACAGACAUCUUAAGAACAAGCAUGGAGCAAAGCUUGUGGAACACGGUGGGGAAGCGAAAUGGGAGUUAACUGCUGAAGUUUCUGAAGAAGCAUCUACUCAGUAUCUCCAUAUCACGGAGGCUGGAGAAGAUGAUCAAGGUACUCAGGCUGCUGUAGCUGCUUUACAGAACCUUAGAUACACUUCUGAAAAUGGUGAAAGACUUGAUCCAACAGCUGUAAACAUUCUGCAGCAAAUCAUUGAGUUGGGAUCAGAAACCCAUGAUGCCACUGCAGUUGCUUCUGUAGUUACCAUGGCACCUGGAACUGUGACAGUAGUAAAGCAGGUAAAAGAAGAGGAGCAAUCAGCCAAUCACACUUUGAUGAUUCAAGAGACUCUGGAGCAGGCCUCAGUGGAGCUGUCUGAACAGCAUCACCUGGUAGUCUCGUCAGAUGAAGUGGAGGGAAUCGAGACAGUGACUGUCUACACACAGGGUGGAGAAGCUUCAGAAUUCAUAGUUUAUGUUCAGGAAGCGAUGCAGUCUGUAGAAGAACAACCUGUGGAACAAUCUGUGCAGGAGCUCUAAAGAAUGGUAUUUAAAUGAGUUGGCUACUUGAUUUGCCAAAGCCACAACUUUUAUUUCUUUUCCUAACACAAGCAAAAACAAGCCAGCAGACAGAUUUUUGGUUAAUUUGUGAGGUAAUCUGGCUGGUUGGAUUGUAUCAGUAACUUUCAGUACAGAACUACCCUGGACUUUCUUUUCCUGAAAACAUGUUCCUAUUAUGAGGAAAAAAUAUUCUUCCCUAAGUUCUCUUGUUUGACUCCUGUAAAUGUCCAAAGGAUUGUUUGCUCAAAAUCGUUUUAUACCACAAUAAAAAAAAACAUCCAUCAAAGCAACAGAUUGUCUAGAAAAGUCCAUCCAUCCCAUCUUAUGGAUACUAAGUUUGUGCUUGACUUCAAUGGAAAUGUGGGUUUUUUUGGUGGAUUUUUUUUUUUUUUUUUUUUUAGGAAAAAUUAGAAGGGCUUCUUAUUUCUGAAUAUAUGCUUAGAAUGUAUUGGCAGAUUUGUAGACCUAACCCAAUCAAAGACUAAAGAUUUAGAAAUAUACCACAGAUGGAUUUUAAGUUGUAUUUGUGAACUGAUUGUUUGGGAGAUAUUUAAAGCCAUAUACGAUAAUUCUAGGUACCAAUUAUUUUUUAGAUAAUUGGAUAAUGAUAACUCUUUCCAUGCCACUGAAUAAAGAACUGUUCAGUACCAUAUGAUGAAACCAAAUGUUUGUCAACUCAAUGAAAUAGUCUUCUGUUUUUAAGAAAAAAAUAUAUUCAAAUUAUUUGUAAAUGCUAUAAAAUAUGUUUACUCAUGUUUUAAAAAGAUGUUUGUAAAUAUGGCUGUGUGAAAGAACUUGUACAAAGAGUGAGUAAAUAUUGACAAAAAUUUAGGUAUUCUUAAUUGUAAAUGUAUAUAGUUCCAGAUUUUUGUUUGUGAAUUUGAAUUGUUUCUGACUUAAUAUUUUUAAAUUUGAGCUAUAAAAGUUACUAAUUAAUAAUAAAAUUGUCAUGUUUUCAUUUAAUGCACUAAUUACUUAAGUGUUGACUUCCUUUUCACAGCUAAGUAAAGUCUGCUGUUUUGUAUGACUGACAAAUUAUUUGUCCAGUUAGUAGUUUCUAAUCAGGAAAGUAGUGUAAUGAAGUCUAGCAGGAAUUAUUUAUGUAAUUGAACUUAUUUAUGGGUAUUCUGAGUGGAAAAGUGGAGAAAAGCUUUUAAAUACAUUCAUGUAAUGUA
Molecule: messenger RNA, 5346 nt
Organism: Numida meleagris (helmeted guineafowl)
Lineage: Eukaryota; Metazoa; Chordata; Aves; Galliformes; Numididae
Gene: ZFAT
Product: zinc finger and AT-hook domain containing
Exons: 17
Coding region: 122-4150 (1342 amino acids)
Biological process (GO): regulation of DNA-templated transcription
Molecular function (GO): RNA polymerase II cis-regulatory region sequence-specific DNA binding; DNA-binding transcription factor activity, RNA polymerase II-specific
Source: RefSeq, a predicted model, not a curated record